This is a messenger RNA of Triplophysa dalaica, 1889 nucleotides long. RefSeq names its product interleukin 34 (gene il34). NCBI's taxonomy places the organism in Eukaryota, Metazoa, Chordata, Actinopteri, Cypriniformes, Nemacheilidae. Gene Ontology annotation, biological process: positive regulation of macrophage differentiation; positive regulation of monocyte differentiation; positive regulation of cell population proliferation. Gene Ontology annotation, molecular function: macrophage colony-stimulating factor receptor binding; cytokine activity. Bases 496 to 1104 code for a protein of 202 amino acids. The record is from RefSeq and is a predicted model, not a curated record. The transcript is spliced from 7 exons.
CCGACAUCAGAUCGAGCGGGUGUACACAGAUUCUCCUUCAUGCACUGAAGUCCAGAUGACUUCAACGCGAUGCUUGCAUUCCAGUCACCGACGAGUUAACUUUAGAGUACCGAAAAGUGAAAGUGACGACGCUGGCGCAUUACUCGGCGUGUUGUUCUUGCUACUUCGCACACACGGCUUUGGUGGGCGCUAUUAUGGCGACUUAAACCUAGAUGUAAUGUAAAGGCAGGGGAGUUUCCAAGUCAAUUGGGUGGACAUUGCAUUGAAAAGGAGCGGAUUUACAACUCCACUCAGUAUUUCUGCAUGCCCGCAAGUGUCCGCCAUCGUAUCUUAUACGCAAACAGUUGCAUUUGGGUUAAAGUAUCGUGGUGACGGUGAGAAAUCCUGGGUCAUCGCAGCUAAAGAUCUGAGCAACUGAGGAAUUUCCUGGAAUCCAGAGCCGCUUGUGCUGGUGUCCCCUUACACACUGCAAAAGCAGAGAGUAUAAACAGAACCAUGGUCCAGUCUGAAUGUCAGCUCCUAAGAGGGCUGUUGGGUUUUAUUUGUUUAAUACCAAUGUGCAUGAGCACAUCAUCAGAGCUCUGUGUAUCUGUGAAGACAUUAAAAGAUAGCUUGAACUCAUCUCUGAGGAGACGUUUUAUGAAAAUGAACUUUCCCAUUAACUAUACAAUUGAAGUGCAUUAUGGAGAGGUGUUCAGGCUACGCAACAUCAGUAAACUGAAAAGUGAAGAGAUCCAGCCAGAGGCGAGAGAUCUACAGGAAUUGUGGCUCUCUGCUAGUCUGAAGGGUAUAUCAAAGGUUUUAAGAGUGCUGCCAGAGAGACACCCAACACGCCUUAAGUACCUCUCCAAUCUGGAGAUUCUCUUCAAAAACUUUGAAGCACUAUAUAACCAACACCAUCCGAAAGAAGAGAGAGACCUUCCAGAUAGCAUACAAGAAAUCUGGGAUAAUAUGGAGGACCAGGGAUGGAAAUCUGUUACACCAAAGUCAAUACUGGACAACUGUUAUCGGACCAUGCUCUGCCUUUUUAAAGACUGCUUCACAGAAGAAAGCGGUGUUGACUAUUGUGUCCCCAACUGGAGAAAAGAGAAGAAAACAACCUAGCAGCAAAUCCGAGCGGAUCAAGUCCUGUCGUCACAUUUCUGAUGUGGGUGGUUUGUGUAGUGACACGCAGCAUGUGCACCCCUUGUCCUAGUGAAGUAACUGAGUGCCUCCACCUGCUUAUAACCCAGAUGGAGAAAAGCAGCACCCUUCUCGGCACUUGGAAGAAACUCUACUGACCCUGCAGCUAUUGCGCUCCAUCAUUCAAAAAUAUACCUCCAUACCAUCAUCCAUCCAUCUGCCCACCCGCCAAUUACGUGUUUGCAUACUUCUGCAAUAUUUUGCAAAAAAACAUGACCCUGUAUGCACUUGUGUGUGUGCUCGGUGGAGAGCUGCAUUGUCUCUUCGCCAAAGCAUUUUCUAUUGGUAUUUUAAAAGCCAUUGCCACUGUGACCUGCAUUGUUGAGGAAAAUAAGUUAUGCUCUUGAUGUACGCCAAAACAUUAUGUUAAAGAUGAGAUAUUCUUGAAUACGUUUAGGUAGGAUAUAUAAAUAAGGUUCUUUUGUACGUGUAUCAUUUGCAUGCAAAUGCUGUGCCGACUGCUGGCUUUGUCGGCAUUGUAGUUUUUUCUAAGAGGCUCUUUUGUGCUUUACUGCUGGUUUGAGAUUGUACCGAAGUGUUUCUAAAUGUCCUUAUAAAGCUUUUAAAGUGGCCAGGUAGGUUUGAUAUGAGAUUCUCGUAUGUUUUAUAUACAUAGAUGUUAAUCGAGGUUAUUUAUUUGGAGACCUGCCACAGAAUGUUCUGAUAAAUGUUGUAACAUGGCCUGGAAAAUAAACCACUCACUAGCA